Molecule: messenger RNA, 6146 nt
Organism: Porites lobata
Lineage: Eukaryota; Metazoa; Cnidaria; Anthozoa; Scleractinia; Poritidae
Source: the annotation of a GenBank genome assembly
AUGAGUGGACUACCAGCUGGAUGGGAAAAAAGGACGUCCAAGUCCACCGGAAAAACUUACUACUUUCACAGAGAAACGAAUACGAGUCAGUGGGAGAAGCCAACAGAGUCAAGUCAGCGAGUUAGGGCUUCUCACCUUCUUGUCAAACAUAACCAGUCGCGGAGGCCUUCCUCUUGGAAGCAAGAUAAGAUAACUCGCAGUAAAGAUGAGGCUUUAGAAAUAAUUAAAGGUAUUAUAGAAUAAAUUGCGAGUUUUUCGUUUGAGCUAUCGGUGCGUUGUUGAUCUCGGCAUCAAUAUUAUACGAAGAAAAUGAACUACCGUUUUGUUAUCGGCAGGACUUUUCCGCGGGUGGCGGGUGACGGGUGACGGGUGGCGGGUGACGGGUAGCGGGUGGCGGGUGAGGGGUAGCGGGUGACGGGUGACGGGUGGCGGGUGGCGGGUUAAAAAUAUAUAUGAAAAGAAAAUAUUAUAAUAAAAUAUUAUUAUUGAUAAUGAUAUAACUGUAUGUUGUAAUUUUAAAAUAAUUUCAACGUUUAUGUACUAGCUAACAGACUCCAAAUAAAAGUAUUGUCUUGUUUUGUUUUAUCUACUUACGGGGACUAAAAAUGGAAAAAAAAAAACGAGAAAUCAUGCCUGUGAAAACAGUCACCUCUCCUUGCUCCGCACCGCAAGUGACGUUUCGUCAGGCUACACGCGGUGUGUCAAAUAAAAAUGGGCUACGUCAAGCAAGACACAUGGCACGUGUCGAUCUUGUUUGUCUAGUUUGCUUUUUCUUCCACAUCAAGACGAACAAUGAUUGCACUUCCCCAACUAUUUAACCGUGUUUAUAACAGACUGCAAGAUAUUCUAUUAUUCUACACGAUAUCGCAUGCACGAGAUAGCUUGAGGAACUCAUAAAAAUUAAAGUAAUAUUUAUCCUGCGACCAGACAAGUAGGAUCGCAUUCUCCUCUCGACAUGUUUGAACAGUGUCUCAGAUUUUUGACAAGUGCGUUUGUUCUUUUGUUAUAAGUUGGAAUAAACAUUGCAUUGCCCGUGGGAUAAAUCUUUGCCAAUUUGGUUCCCGACUUGUAGUUUAAAAUGAGCAAACUGUCUAUUUCGAGAAAACAAGGAAAUUUUCCUAAGACUAAAGCAGCAAAGCUGUCAACGUUAAUGCGUACCAGAGAAGGAGCAAGAACGUUUUUGACACAGCAUGGACCGUUUCCGCCGCAUGUGGCGUCUCGGACGCGAAUUGAUCUCGUUGUAUAUAUAUACAAAAAGGAUCUGCAUUUUUUAAAUACUACUUAAAAAUACUGAUUAGGAUGGCAAUCAUGCCGCAUACUAGGCCACGACACGGGAGGCCGAAUUUCUUGCAGUCUGUUAUAAACAUGGCUAAACAGCUGGGUAAGUGCAAUCAUCGUUCGUCUUGAUGUGGAAGAAAAAGCAAACUAGACAAACAAGAUCGACACGUGCCAUGUGUCUUGCUUGACGUAGCCCAUUUUCAUUUGACACACCGCGUGUAGCCUGACGAAACAUUACUUGCGGUGCGGAGCAAGGAGAGGUGACUGUUUUCACAGGCAUGAUUUCUCGUUUUUUUUUUCCAUUUUUAGUCCGCGUAAGUAGAUAAAACCAAACAAGACAAUACUUUUAUUUGGAGUCUGGUAGCUAGCACAUAAACGUUGAAAUUAUUUUAAAAUUACAACAUACAGUUAUAUCAUUAUCAAUAAUAACAUUUUAUUAUAAUAUUUUAUUUUCAUAUAUAUUUUUAACCCGCCACCCGCCACCCGUCACCCGCUACCCCUCACCCGCCACCCGCUACCUGUCACCCGCCACCCGCCACCCGCGGAAAAGUCCUGCCGUUUUGUUAUUCCAAAUAAACGGCCGCCCCUCCUGUGAGAGGGGUUUCUGUAUCAAAUACCCCCUUCCAAGGGUUUUUUGAACUUUGUACGGUUUUAUUAAAGUUUUUAGAGCACACAUCUUGCAAAGAUGAUAAAAUGGAGAGGCACAUGAGGAUUUAUACAAAAACUAUGCAGCCCCUUCGAAACACUGAAUUUUAAUGUAUUACUGUUUCAUUGUUUAGAGAAAGAAUAAAGUUCUGACACUUAAUUUGUUAGUUGUCGUUAUGAUAUUCGAACGUUUUCAUUUCCGAUUGGUUGUUGAAAGGAUGUGCAAUCAGAAAAGUUUACUUCUUCCCAGAAAAUGAAAGAAAAAAACCACAAUAUGUCAUCAUCCAAUUAAAGUUUACCAAAGAUCUUUCCCCUUUUAAUAGAUUUUGUCAUAUGGAUCCUGUGUCCUGAUUGGCGGGAUUUUCCACGUUGGUUCAAUAAGAAAAAAAAAGGAAAUCAUCAAUCAUUUCCUUAUAAUAAAUCGUUUGUUGACUAAGCUUGUUUAGUCAAAACACUGGAGUUUGGCCUUUUUCUAUCUUUUUGUGAUUUAAUUGACCUUGACCUUGUCUUGGUCCAUAAACAAAAAAGAACAACACCAGCCCCAGAUAACUAACCCCUCUAACCAUGUUCUUAACCCCAGGAACUGCCAGUCCAGUUUUUAAAAGGUGUAAAACCUUCAGUUAUUGCAUUGAAAAAGCUGAUGAAUCCUUGAUUCACUGUGACUCUAAUUUUCCUUAAAAAAACGGAAUUAAAUAGGUAUGAAAAAGACCCAUUAAUGUCCCUUGACUUGGCAGAAAAGGCCUAUCAUAGCAGAUACAUACUGAGAAGUUAGGGGUGGGGAAUGGGGAAAUCUGAGGUGCCAAGAGCCUGUUUGAAAAAUGUGUGAAAUGUCUAUAUUUAUGGCAAGAAGUUUGAUACUCCAAUUCAAGAGGAUACACCCAAAGCAAGACAUCAUGACUCUAUGUCACAAUAUUUUCAGAUCAGUUAAAAGUAUCUGAGACCUCACUUUUUCUAGGUCCCAUUUGUAAUUGUUAGAUAAAAAAAAGUAUUUUGCGGAAAUAAGAAGAUUUCUUACCAACUCUCCAUGUAUCUCCACAAUAUGCAUCAUUCAUUUCUUGCAUAUCCAAAUAAUAUUUACAUAAACAUAUCAGUAAAAAUUUUCAUAUAGCCCUUGCACAGUAAGAAAAAGCUGAAGUUACCCUUUUAUUAUCUGUUUGCAUCUGAUUGGAUGUCGUGUAACAAAUUCUCUCUAUCUUGCAGGUUACCAGAAGGAUAUUUUGUCAGGUAAGGCUACUCUUCAAGAACUGGCGACCACUGAAAGUGAUUGCAGCAGUGCUAAAAAGGAAGGAGAUUUGGGAUUUUUUGGACCAGGACAAAUGCAAAGUAAGCAUAGGUUUAUAUCCCCAUAAAUUUGAACUAAACUUUGUUUUGUCACACGUACUGUAUCAAGAAAUAAGGAGAGUGGAAGUUCUUGAAAGUAGUGCUCAAAUACCCAGGUCCCAGGUAUGCAGCCUAUUUUAGUAGGAUUUUGCAUAUGGGGGGAUUCCCAAUAAUGCAAAUUUCGUUGUUUCCAGUUUUUAUGUCAGUGACACUGUUUUGAACUUUUGCAUGGAGAUCUUACAUCCCAUUCUAUAGGAAAUGCUUGAUAUCUAGAUUUGGACUCCCUUACAUCACAAGUUUCAUCAGAUAAAAUCAUACCCAAUUGGGUUCAUUUGGAGAGAUAGCCCCCAGGUUGCCUGCCAGUCUGUCUAACACUGACCCCGAUAUUAAUUUUAUGACAAAUUAAUGCCCGAGUCUCACAUGGAGGUCGGGUGCCUUGGAACCUGGGGGCUGGAGCCACCAACCCCUAACCCAGGUAGAAAGAACCCCAAAGCCUGCCCUACCACGAGCCCCGCCCACCACACCCAGCCCCAGCCCAAGCACCCAUCACACUGAACCGAGAGUUCAGUGGAGAAGUAACAACUAUAAUACUACUACUAAUAAUAAUAAGGGGUUAGGAGGAAGGGGAAAAAAAACACACUAAAACUGAGCACGAUGAGCAAGAAGCCUCCUCAACACUAUUUAAUCUCAUUAUAAAUUUUUUACCAACUCUACCUUGUAGUUGAGUUGAUUUCAAAAAGACAAAAAUUAUGUAAAAGAAAAGUUUACUCAGUGAUUGCAAGUUAAAACAUUUUGCCAGAACCGUCUGACAUAAAUAUUGCAAUCUUGGACAAAAAUGUCACAGAAAACUGUCAAAGACCCACUCAUAAAAAGCAAUCAAGGAUGGUGCAUUUUGGCCUUCUUGCAGCUUCAUUCUCAGAUUCAGGGAGAAAGGGGGCUGCUUUUUCAUGUUAUCCUGAUUAAAAUUGUAGACUAAAAAAAAUUAAUGUCAAUAUUAUUAUUAAACAAAGGAAAAAUUGUCAGUAACUGGUUGGAGAACACAUACUUGAGUUUCCCAUCAGUGAGAGUGUCCAGUCAAAACUCAUAAUCUUUACACAGGUUUGUACACGAACAGUGGCUAAAAAAGUGCCACAUCCUUCAAGGGAUCCAUCCCAGCAUACCCCUUCACAAGGUGGUAGAAGACUAGGGUGUAAUAAGCCAAGUUAACAAUUCUGUUUCUUCACUUUCAGGGCCAUUUGAAGAAGCAACGUAAGUGUGACCUUCUUGUUUUGAUCUUGAUUGAUGCAAAUAAGAAAAACUACACAAAGCUUGAAUUGUUAUAUUUGUUAUAAUUAUGUUAUAUUAUGUUAUAAUUCGUAAAGAAAAAACAAUAGAAAUUAACCCAUUCGCCCCGUAACCGCCCGUGCGGAUCCAGGUCCUUUCUACCCUUUGUGACGUCAUCAGUUUUAAUGGUCAAGGACAACUUUCUUCGCUAACUUGUGUAGAGUGAAGAGAUCUUUCAAACCAUACCAGAAUGAGCACAAUUCAGUCAAGGACACCGGAGAAAGAAGCAAAAAACCACGUGACAUUGACCUGAAAAUCUCCAUGAAAAUCUUGUUUCAUUGCCCACCUACCUUUCCUUUCACCUAAUCCUAAGAUCCUAAAAGCUUUCCUAAAAACUCUUCCCACCACAAUGAAGCCUACUAAAUGCCCAGCAAGAAAAAAAAAAUGAGGCAAGAAAAGCGAAAAAAGAAGGGAGUAGAAAAAGCGAAAACUAAAAAGUAAAAGUCAAGACUGCUGUGUCACUUUUAAACCCGAAAUUUUGCUUUCUGCGCAUGCCCGAACUUCGCAAGCUGAUGUUUUGCUUCUGGAUCAGAAGGCCGCCAAGUGUACGACCUGUAAACCGGUUUGUGGUAAGUUUUAGCCCUUUAUAGCACGACAGUGACCAGAAAACAACUCGACUAGCUUCAAAACGCGUUUUUCGGCAAAAUCUCCAGGAGCGAAUGGGUUAAUGUUUAAUGAGUGUUUUUAUAUCUUAUAAAGACACGGCUAAACUUUACGUCCAGUUUUUUAGACCAAAAUAACCCCAGAAUAUUAGUUCAAGAAUGAGUUGAUCUAUAAUUAUGAAAGAUUUUGAAGCCAUUCAAAAAACUCGCAGUCAUGUAUUAUCAGGUUUAUUAUCAGGUUUAAAAACCUGAUAAUACACUUCUUUAAACAGUACUUUUCUAACAGACUUGUUAUGCCAUUACUUGGAUUGACUGCUGUAGUUAAUAACACAGCACUAUAAUUAUCUGGUUUGUUUUAUAAGCCAUUGACAAUAUUUAAUUGCCACACCUUUCUCAAUUGAUUUUGACAUUCUGUCACAUGACCUUAGACAAAAAUGUUCUGGUUUAUGGCCAGACAUUCAAGACUGUAGUUUCUGUUAAUGGUUAAAGCCAGCCUGUGAUUGGAUUUCUAUGCAUGGUCUCCCUAAGUCCUCUUCUUAUAAUACUCUUGUCUUCCCUUUUGAGGGAAGAAAGGUGUGACAGUUUCUUUUAGGAGUUUGCCAUCUGCUGAAAUAAUAUUGAGGUACUUGUGGCAUUUACAUCACAGAUCACCUGACAAAAUGUUGUAUAUUACUUGAGAAAGGCACUAUGAUAGGUGCAAAUACAUACAGCAGAGUUCUACUUGCAAAACCUUAUUUUAAACUGCUUACAACAGCCAUUCCCAUAAUGAAGCCAGCAUAAAGGGUCUGCUAAAGAAAGGUUCAACUGUUUAAGCUUGUCCAUAAUGAGCAGUGCUUGUUUUUUAGCCACUGAGAGGAAUUUUCUUGUUUAGUUACAAUGUAAUCUUUUUUCCUUCACAGUUUUGCCUUGGAAAUUGGCGAGUUAAGUGAACCAGUCUUAACAGACUCUGGAAUUCACCUCAUUCUCAGGACAGGAUGA